Molecule: messenger RNA, 3630 nt
Organism: Peronospora matthiolae
Lineage: Eukaryota; Oomycota; Peronosporomycetes; Peronosporales; Peronosporaceae
Source: the annotation of a GenBank genome assembly
AUGGUCGAUCUGCUGGACUUGGACGACCGUGAUUCAUGCUUCGAAUCGCGCGAAGUGGGACUUGACACAGCGGAAGAGACGCCGUCGUCUUCUUUUUUUCCAUAUGCUGCCGUGGAUACUUCUAGCGUAGUAUCUUCAAACGACGCGGCUAAACAGCACCUGCUACUUCUCGCUGCGAAAUCGUUUGGUAAUGGUCUUGAGGACCAUCAAAGUGCAGUCAAUAGUGAACGAUCCAUCAAUUGUGACGAGAAGAAUAUCACGUACGAUGCCGAGCGGGUCGUAGCUGGUUCAAAUAGGCUGGAACGCCACGAGACUUUUGGUGAUAAAGACGCCAGUCAAGAAGAACGUCAACGCCCUUGGCAUGAAAAGUCCGUCGUGGCGAUUCUCAAGGACCUUGACGUUGAUGCUGCGUGUGGUUUGGAAACGGAAGAUGCUUGCCAUCGACUGGAAGUGAACGGUCGCAAUUCCUUGGACGAAGAGACAAAGACGUCGGUCAUUGUCAUGUUCGUGAUGCAGUUUACCAAUGUGAUCAUAGGUCUCCUCAUGGCUGCAGCAGUAGCUUCCGUUGCUCUGCAAGAGUACGUUGAAGGGGUGGCGAUCAUUGCUAUCGUGACACUGAAUGCAGUGAUUGCUACGGUCCAGGAGUACAAUGCCAGCAACGCUCUUGAAGCCCUUCAGAAAAUGACGUCUCCACAGUGCAUGGUGCUGCGGGAUGGCGGCCGCCAUGUGCAGAUUCCAAGUGACCAGCUCGUCCCUGGUGACAUGGUUGUGCUCACGACAGGGGAUAUCGUACCUGCUGACAUUCGUCUCGUCUCGAGCGCCGGCUUGAAGGUGAAUGAAAUGAUCUUGACGGGUGAAUCCGAGGACGUGCUGAAGAAAGUUGACGCGGAGUGUGCGAACAGUUCCAGCGAGAAAUUGACGGCCAACAACAUGGUGUUUGCUUCCACUUCCAUUGCAGUGGGCAGUGCCACUGGGGUUGUCGUGGAGACUGGGAUGUCCACACGAGUUGGAUCAAUCGCUUUGCUGCUAAAAAGUGGAGGCCAUAAAAAAUCGGACGACGUCAACUGCUGCCGUCGACUCAAGGACAGCAGUUCUCCUAAAAUGACUCCCUUGCAGCUCAGUCUUCACAAACUCGGUGUCUUCAUGGGCGCCGUUGUGCUCGGUGUCUGCAUCAUUGUCUUCAUCGUUGGAAUGGUGCGGGGUAAUGCCGAUCCAAAGCAUCCCGAUCGUGCAGUGUGGCUCAAUGUCGUCAUGAUUGCCGUCUCGCUAGCUGUCAGUGCAGUACCUGAAGGACUACCCAUGGUAGUCACCAUUUGCUUGUCCACUGGUACAGCCGAUAUGGUGAAGAAGAACGUCCUCGUACGUAAAUUGGCUGCAGUGGAAUCACUUGGUGCGAGCUCGGUCAUUUGCACGGACAAGACAGGGACGCUGACGGAAGGAAAAAUGACGGCUGUGAAACUCUGGAGCGAUGCCGUCGAGUAUGAGAUCACUGGCACGGGGUUCAACCCGACCGGAGACAUCCUUCGCGACGGUGAAAGCCAAACGAAGGGACCAUCAGUGUCCAUUCCCGUGCGUACGACAUUGUUAUCGGCAGCAUUGUGCAGCAAUACGAGGUUACAGCAAGGGGAAGACGACAAUGGUGCUUUGAUGUGGGUCCCAAUGGGCAAUCCAUCGGAAGCCCCACUCGUUGUUGCAGCUGCCAAAGCAGGUAUCUGCCGUGAAAAGGCCAUGCAGAUGUACUCUCGAGUUGUAGAGGUACCGUUCUCAUCUACGAGAAAGAUGAUGGUCACUGUGAAUGAGCUUCCAGCUGGCACGUCGCAGUUGGACUUGUUGCAACUGCCUUGCACGACCAAAUUGGUUGCCAACGUCAAAGGAGCUCCGAAUUACAUUGUCAAGCGUUGCACCUCGAUGUUGCGUCACGACGGAUCGAUUGCGACUUUGACCAAUCGUGACUGCAAUUGCAUCUUGAAAGCUGUCGACACGCUGUCGUCUGAAGCACUUCGUGUCCUUGCCGUCGCAAUUCGUCCAUUAGACAAGAUGCCGUUUCCAAAUGAAGAAGAUGAAGAUGACGAGGCGAAAUGUCAAGCUCUCUGUGAAUCCCUGAUCUUUAUCGGUCUCGUUGCCUCCAUUGACCCUCCUCGAGCAGGUGUCAAGGGUGCCAUUCAGGCUGCUCGGCAAGCGUCCAUUCGGACUGUCAUGAUAACGGGGGACUACCUCAAAACGGCUGUGGCCAUUGCUCGUGAUAUUGACCUUUUGCCAGUUGGUGGUGAUGAUAUUGACGUAAAAGCCGUGGAUUGUGGGGUACUGCGCUCGCGCCCGAAUCUGUACGUGUCCAAUGCAGAGCUGGAUGAACUCACGAGUCAAGUGUCCGUGUUCGCGCGCGCGAGACCUGAAGACAAGCUCGAGAUUGUCAAGUCUUUGCAGCGUCAAGGUCACGUCGUAGCAAUGACUGGCGAUGGUGUCAAUGACGCACCUGCGCUGAAAAUAGCCGACAUUGGCGUGGCAAUGGGAAUUGCCGGUACAGCCGUUGCCAAAGGUGCGUCAGCGAUGAUUCUGACCGAUGACAACUUUUGCAGCAUUGUUUCUGCCGUCAAGAAGGGCCGUCAGAUUUAUGGCAAUAUCCAGCGCUUUGUGUGCUUCCUGCUGUCGACCAACUUCGGGGAGAUCACUCUGAUCUUCACUGCUAUUGCCAUUGGCAUGCCCAAUCCUCUGGAACCUUUGCAAAUUCUGGUGCUCAAUCUGUUUGCUGACGGCAUGGCUGCUGUAGCACUGAGCCUUGAAAAGGGUGAUGGCUCAGUGAUGUUAGAGCGUCCUCGUCCUCGUUCCAAGCGCAUUAUCUUUGGCCGUCUCUGGGUCAUCGUGCUGUCAAAUGCCUUGCUAAUCGCUGCUGGUGCCCUGCUAGUGUUCAUUUGUGGUCUGUACUGGAACUUUGAGCACAUUUUGCUGGAUGACAUCACGGCUAGUAUUGAUACAGACAUAGGUCGAGGUGCCUACAGGAAUGUCGUGUGCUCUCGCUGGAUGGGCCUGGGUAAAGUUAGACAGGAGUAUAGUAAUUGCGGGGCGCGUGAUCUCAACGGUACGUACCUCUUUGCCGAAAAUAUCCAAGCGCUGCAGUAUUACGAGAGCAACGAGCUACUGUGCUACGGCGGAGACUACGAGUGUGUCUCUGAAGGCACGUCGCGCGCACAAACGAUGGCCUUUGUUUACAUCACGACCAUGGAGAUGCUUCGUGCCUACACCGCUCGCAGCUUUACAAAAUCGGUUUGCAAAGAUAUGUUCAGCAACAAGUGGAUGCAGAUGGCUGCUUUGGGCUCGCUGGUCUUGACUCUGUCCGUCACCAAUAUUCCCGUUGUCAAUGAUGAUAUCUUCGGCUUUACACACAUCGAGUGGUACGAGUGGAUGUUCUCAAUGGUGUUUGCCCUGGUCAUGGUUGCUUUCGGUGAAACGCUCAAGGGCGCCUACCGUCAUCGUGACCGCGCUAAGCUUCGCAGAGCUGCCGAGGAUAAUUACGUGGACAUAAUCGAUGAUAUCCACGUUGUUCGCAAUCGCACCGAGCAUCUCGAAAGCAAAAUGGAAACCCGAGAUACUUCUGGUCUACGUUCGCAUAGUAAACAAGCUCCCCUCCAAUGA